This is a messenger RNA of Olea europaea var. sylvestris, 546 nucleotides long. RefSeq lists its product as uncharacterized. Bases 1 to 546 code for a protein of 181 amino acids. Gene Ontology annotation, molecular function: zinc ion binding. The record is from RefSeq and is a predicted model, not a curated record. Lineage: Eukaryota; Viridiplantae; Streptophyta; Magnoliopsida; Lamiales; Oleaceae. The transcript has 2 exons.
AUGCCAACAAAUCGAUACUUUACUAUGAUAUCGAAUAUUGUUGAAUUUGUAAAUGCAGUCACAAAGGCAGCAAAAAAAUAUCCUAUUGAGGAACUUCUUGAGUCAUUACGACAAACGGUCCAAUCAUGUUUUUGCAAGAAUAGAGACAAUGCACAUUGUACUUUUACAAAGCUUGCAACCAAGUACGAAAAGUUGCUAAGAGAAAUGAGCCAUGAUGUGCAAAAUCUAAAGGUUUCCCCUGCAAGUCACACUUUGUUUGAAGUGCGAGAUGAUUCUUCAUCAUAUAUGAUUGAUAUAACUAAACGCACAUGCUGUUGUAGAAUGUCUCAAGUGGGUCAACUACCAUGUCCACAUGCACUAGCAGUAUUUGCAACAUUGAAGUUUGAUGUGUUUGAUUUCUGUUCAUAUUAUUACACGACUGAUGCAUAUGUGAAUACCUACAAAGAGAUAGUUAUGCCUGUAGGUAAAAGAGCAAAGUGGAGUUUGCCGAAUGAUGUAAAGAGUAUAAUUGUACUUGCCCCAAAUCAAAAAAGAAGUUCUGACUGA